Amoebophrya sp. A25 is the source of this 1654-nucleotide messenger RNA. The record is from the annotation of a GenBank genome assembly. Lineage: Eukaryota; Dinophyceae; Syndiniales; Amoebophryaceae.
ACGGCGUCGUCUUGUACGUGGACAGGAUGAAGUUGUGAAGAAUGCUGCUAAUGAUUCAAAACAACAUGUAUCACAGUGUGGUUCAAAACAACAUGGUGCCACACCACGAGGGCUUCCUACUACUGAAGCGGAAGAUGCGCUCCAGGAUGGCACUGAAGCGGAAGAUGCACCCCAGGAUUUGUCUUCGUCUUUGACUGGGGCAUUGACCUUAGGUGGCAUGGUGAAUCUCGAAGUGCCUGGUUGCGUCCAAACUACAGAUGGUCGACUCUUCGCGCUUCUGGUUUCGCCUGCUUCGAUACCAAAGGAAAUACGAAAGCUGGAAAGGUUUACUCAGCGUUGGAGAGGAAUGCACAUUGAUGAAGCUGAUGCGUCGCGUAGGAACCACUACAACAGGUUGCAUUCUUUACAAAGGUUAAAAAGGGAAAGGAAAGACUGGAAGGAAACUGGAGAUUCUGAACAUGUUGAAGAUGAAGCUUCGACGAGAUCGAAAGGGGAUAUUACUGGUUUACGUUUGCCGAUACAGAAUCAUAGUCACGUCGUCACAGGAGAACGAGAAGGAGAACGACCUGUCUAUCACGUAACACUAGGAUGGAGCUCGCCGUAUAAGGCAAAAGAUGCGGGACUUCUUGCACAGCGUGCUUGGGAUCUAAGGCGAAGGAUCAGGGAUGUGUCGCAAGGCUAUCUUCAAUUAAGGCUCAGCUUUCAAUGGUCAUUGGGGUUGGUCACUGAGAUCGAAGAGGCGACCCCUUGAGAGAACAGGGGAAAACGAAGGGAAAGGGGAGAGCUUUGAAGGGGGUCCCUUCCGUUCAGAGUCAUGCUGACCAUUGAAGGCUGAGCUUUAAUUCAAGGCCAUAAAAGAUUGUCCUCAGAUGAAUCAGGCUAUGAUCAAGGAUCUGACCGUCUGUCCCCAGUAGAGUCAGUGACUCGAGACUUUGCUCUUUCUCAAUGUUAUUCGCAUGCGGAUAAAGCAAAAGGCGUUGCUCUUCCUCAAGGUGAUAAGCAUGUGGAUAAAGAAGCGCUGUCAGGUGGUCCCGCUCAAGAUUAUAAGUGUGUAUUUGAAGCGAAGGACUAUAUGGUUUUCGAAAGUACUAUCACUGAAGACUCUAAGCCAGAAGACUCUCCCUCUAUGCCGCCGUCUGCAAGCACUUCACCAUACACAGCAACGUCGACACAUUCGAUGAAUUCCAUACGCGUAACACUCUUCAAACAAUCCGUGAUGCUCUGCGGUGCAAGAUUUCAGGAGUUUUGGUAUUGAACUUCAGGUUUUUUUGCCGAAACCUUCUCCUAUUCUCAGUACUCCAACCGUUCUCUGCUACUCCACUACGCGAACAUCCUAGAGCUUGACAACAACGACAACCCCAUUGUGCGACACCCUUGCUAUCUAGGUUGAGCCCCAUUGUGCGGCUUUCUUGCUGUCUCUGAAUCGCGGACAGUUGUACUUAGCGAUGAAUGACCGGAAAGGGAUUCCAGAAGAUCGUCUCCUACACCUCCACAUCCAAUUAACACGACAGAUACCACAUAUCAGCCACAUCACUCAAACUCAAACUCGAACUUGCGUGAUGUCCUAUAGCACUAUACCGCAAUCCCGGUUUCACCAUACAUCAUCAAGUACGAGCAAAUUUUGUCCUACCACAGCGUCCUGCGGGAUAGGUUG